Pleurotus ostreatus (oyster mushroom) is the source of this 600-nucleotide messenger RNA. RefSeq lists its product as uncharacterized. The transcript has 4 exons. Bases 1 to 600 code for a protein of 199 amino acids. The record is from RefSeq and is a predicted model, not a curated record. Lineage: Eukaryota; Fungi; Basidiomycota; Agaricomycetes; Agaricales; Pleurotaceae.
AUGCAGUCGACUCAACUCUUCUUUUGGCUGCUACUCGGAAGCAUCCUACCCGCUCUACUACAUGCGUCCGUCGUACUCCCUAGAGGCGUUGAUGUGAAGAAGAGCGCGAAGCAUGCUGUGGCCAGUGCGGCCAGUGCGACCAGCUCGGCCAGUGCUGCUGUCAGCGUUGACGCGAUGGCUACCACAGCCAUCUCAUUAAUUUCCAAAAACAACAAAGAGAGCAAAGUUACCAGCACAGCGGUGGAAGUACCGUCCACACCGCACGCGGCGAUCCAACAGGUGAUCAACGAUAUGCACGGCCGAAAUAAGUCAAUUAGUUUGGUCGCGGUCAAGUUGUUUACCCUCGUCGAGGGUGAUGCUACAUUGGGUGUUCCUGGCAAAGACUGGGGGACCGUCUGGAUUCCCGUUCAGCCUUCGGCAUCCUCGCCAAGUAUAACUUAUGUGGUGUGGUGGACGAGGAAGCGAGGCGGGACGUUGAUGAUCACAAACCCAGCCAGUCCAGACGAUAUCAGUAACUCGUCCAUCCAAGUGGGCAGAGUUUCCAAAGGAGUGAAGGUGGGGGUCCCUAUUGGACCAAAUAAACAAAUAGUCUACACAUGA